AGACUUAAAAGGUGAAGUUUAUCGUAGGUCGAAGACUCGAUAGUCUUGUUCACAGACAACCAGCUUUCACAUUGGACACGUUUUCUCACACAGAUAAAACCCGGAAGCUUGCGAUCACCCCCUCCUUAUGAGACCACCGCUUCUGUUUGGAUAAUUAGAGCGGAUGAGCGCUUCCGCGUUGGCUGUAGCCGUGCUGUCAAAGCGGGAGGAUGAUCAACCAGAAAUGUAGCACUUUAUUACUGAAAGACAGAAGACGGAGGAGGAUUAUAAAAUGUAUCUAUGUGGUGGGCUUCAUGGACUUGUUUGGGGUGAGCAUGAUCAUCCCACUGCUGAGCCAUCACGUGAAGGCUCUUGGAGCAAGUCCCACUGUGGCCGGUAUUGUAGGAUCUACGUAUGGGAUCUUGCAGCUUUUUUCGAGCACUAUAGUUGGCAGCUGGAGCGACGUGGUGGGUCGGAGGUACUCUCUGCUGACCUGCCUGCUGCUCAGCACUCUAGGCUACGGCCUGCUGGGGAUGUCCACCAGCAUCGCUUUGUUUGUACUUGCACGGAUACCUGUGGUGUGUCUUCUGUUUCAGGGUUGUUCAAGCACUCGCUCUCCAUCUGCAGAGCUCUGCUGUCUGACCUGGUGUCUGCUUCAGAGCGCCCUCUAGUGAUGGGACAUUUCAAUGCAGCCUCCAGUGUGGGCUUCAUCCUGGGCCCUGUGGUGGGUGGCUACCUAACUGAGCAUGAAGGAGGCUUUUAUACAUCCUCUUUUACUUGUGCAGCCAUUUUCCUUAUUAAUGCGGGCCUCGUAUGGAUGAUACCACAGAGUGAGACGGUGGCUAACCGUAAUGACACUGUCUGCAGAAACGACACGAGUACAGGGUAUCAUGAAAACCACUUUAGUAAAUCUGUACAGAAUGGUUCUCAUACAAAUAGCCACCACCCAUUGCUGACAGCAGAGACGCAGCAAGAGUCUACAUCUUCGGAAAAGCAUCGUGGUGGGUUCAGGUGGAGGGAUGUGCCUUUUCUUCAGCCAGUCUGGAAACAGCUGUCCUCAGUAGGCUCCAGGAUCCACAUAGUGGCCUCAUCUGACAUGUGGGACCUCUUCCUCGUGCGUCUUCUGAUGGCCAUAGCUAUCAUGCUCUACUACAGUAACUUUUCUCUGGCCAUGGAGGAGCGCUUUUUACUCAAACCAAAAAUGACCGGUUACCUGAUCAGCUACAGCAGCACUCUAGGGGCCCUGGCUGGGUUCCUGGUGGGGCCAGUCACACAGCUAUAUAAGAACAACAUGUCCGCUUUACUGCUUCAUUCUACAGUGCUGACCUCUACGCUUAUUUUCCUCUAUGCUGCUGCACCAAAUGUUUGGCAGGUGCUGCUCACCUCCACCUUCUUUGCCAUUUCUACCACUAUCGGACGGACGUGUAUCACAGAUUUGGAGCUGGAGAGGGGCGGGGUCCAGGCCAGCGGGACUCUGAUUGGAGCCGGGCAGUCGGUUACAGCUGUGGGUCGAAUCCUGGCUCCUCUCCUGUCUGGUUUGGCGCAAGAGUUCAGCCCUUGCGGCCCCCCAAGCCUAGGAGUGGUGCUGGCCCUCGCAGCUGUGGCUUUACUACUCAUCAGAAUCCCCAAAUGGGACGCGAGGGGGAUGACAAAAACUGCCAAAUUCAGAAACUCUCAUGAGCAGAAGCUCGUGCACUAAAUGUUUGAAUCGUAAAUCUCUGAGAAGUGCUCUUAAUUGCAGGAGACCAGCUGGGACAAUGAACAGCAGACUCCUCGAGGGAACGGCGAAGCCCGCUCAAACGUGUUAUUCUUAAACAGGAUGGCUCUUCUGUUGGUGCGAUGAAAUCCCAGGGUAGAAAUAUUGUGACGUUUAAACCACACCAGCACUGAAGUCUUCGUCUUGGGGACAGGUGAAUCAAAAGUCACGUGCACUGUUGGAAUGAAGACACGGCUGCAAAAUGCUGACGUUUGACCGCAACCUCUGGGCACAAACUACUGGAUUAUGACUGUACUCUUUAUUUUUAAUGAAGUUUUGUAACCACUGCAAAUUAGCUGGAGUUGAUGAAAGCAGGUCUGCUUAUGAUGCACUACAUGCCCGAAGAGGAGAGUGAUUUAAUUGAAAUAAUACUUAAUUCUUUAAAUAAAAAUUAAAAAGAUGACUAUCAAAGGCAGGCUAUUACAUUUUUGGUAUGAGUUUGAUUUUUACACAUUUUACCUCAGUGGCUUUUUGGGUUUGUUUGUUUUUUUCUUUAUUCUAAUGUAAACUAUCAGAAAUGGUCCCUAUGGCAGUAUCUGAACUAAUGUUCCUCUUUGACUGAUAUUAAAGAACAGAGAUUUGUAAAUUUCUCUAAUUAGAGGCUUAAAUGGGUAUUUGUUAUUUUACUGUUUUUUAAGUUAUUUUUAUAACAUUAUUCUGAACACUUAUUUAGUAACCUAAACAUCACCAGAGCCAGAGAGGUGUAAUACGAAGUGAGAUUAAAUGCAUAACUCACUGGUGUUAAAGUUUUAAAGUGUCAAAAUUAUUAUUAUUAUUUACAGCAUUUUGUAAGUGCAAUAGAAAUGUUCUUUAAAUGUGCAAGCCAUUACUAGGGGCACAAAUGAAGCCCAGCUGUAAAAAAUAACAAUAAUAAUAAUAAUAAAAACAGCAGAUGAAACCGUGCAUUGCAUUGUCACUGGAAGGUGCAUGCAUUCAAUCAUGCAGAUAAUGUCAAUCUUUUUAUACUUGGUUCUAAUCUAUUUCGUCUUUUUUACUCUCUCAUGCACACAGAACAAGGUUACCUGUUCAAUCAAGAAACUGAAUUGAAAAUUAAAUUUAAAGUUUCAGACCUCUGUGCAGCCAUCACUUUAGAAAUGAGAGUGCACUCAAUAUUAAAAUAAUUGACUCGAAUUAAAAUACGAGCAGAUUAAGAAUUUUCAUCAGCAUCCACUUCCUGUCUUGUUUUUACUGUUACUUGUAUUCUUUAUAGUUUUCAUCACUAUUUAGUCAUCUGAUGUUUCUGGUUGGAGUAGGUGGCGCUCACAGGGAUUGUUUUGUGUGGAGUGAGUGUCAUGUGACAUGUGACACGCCCGUUUUAUGUAACUGCACACAGAGCCUGAGGCAGAAAGUCCGACUUGACAAAGUUAAUAACCGCCAUCACUCAAAGAAAGCCUGGCUGUGUUGAACUUCCUUCGUAGUAUACCUCUCUGGAACAAACGGAAACACUGUUUUUUACGUUUAUCUCAAGGCUCCAUGGAGCACCUGCCACACUAAGGCCCAAAAAAUGUUACAGCAAAUAAACCGUUUGUACUUUUGA
This is a messenger RNA of Oreochromis niloticus (Nile tilapia), 3272 nucleotides long. RefSeq names its product major facilitator superfamily domain containing 9 (gene slc67a2). Gene Ontology annotation, cellular component: nuclear envelope. The transcript is spliced from 6 exons. Lineage: Eukaryota; Metazoa; Chordata; Actinopteri; Cichliformes; Cichlidae. The coding region runs from base 272 to 1678 and encodes 468 amino acids. Gene Ontology annotation, biological process: transmembrane transport. The record is from RefSeq and is a predicted model, not a curated record. Gene Ontology annotation, molecular function: transmembrane transporter activity.